Molecule: messenger RNA, 582 nt
Organism: Symbiodinium sp. CCMP2592
Lineage: Eukaryota; Dinophyceae; Suessiales; Symbiodiniaceae
Source: the annotation of a GenBank genome assembly
AUGCGAGUGGGAUUCAACUGUGUGGAGAAGUGCCACCUGUGCAUGGCGACAGACUGGGACAAUCCAGCUGUGACUGCCAACUGGAGAAACGAGAUCCCGCGCACAACUAGUGCUUUUCAUGAGGUCGAGAUACCGCUAUUGAGCAUUCCCGGUAUCGCUGGUCCCGAAAGUGCCCUUCCAGAUUCGGCUCAUAUUUUCCAUAUCAAAGGCAUCGGCCAGAAUUUUGCUACAAGUUCUAUUGUAUUCCUGGUGCAUCUGGGUAUCUGGCAGGGACGCAGCUUUGACAAGAAGCUGCACGACGCAUAUUGCACCUUCCGGCAAUGGUGCAGUGACAACCGCAAAACAACAGGUAUUGAUGGAUUCUCGAAAACUACAUUUGACAUGAAAGAGAAUCUUGGAGCAGCAUAUAUGCAAACCCGUUUGCUCGUAGCUUGCCCAUGCCUAACUUCCUGCCUUAUAAGGAACACCUCCUAUCCCGAGGGCCACGGUGGGAAGGGCUAUGACACUGCUGUAUUAUUGGCCUGGUUAGAAGAUUUUUUGCAGACCAUCGACACUCGGCUAAAAUUUUCUGUAAGGAUUUAG